This is a messenger RNA of Odobenus rosmarus divergens (Pacific walrus), 548 nucleotides long. RefSeq lists its product as uncharacterized. Bases 177 to 548 code for a protein of 123 amino acids. The transcript has 2 exons. The record is from RefSeq and is a predicted model, not a curated record. Lineage: Eukaryota; Metazoa; Chordata; Mammalia; Carnivora; Odobenidae.
GGAGGGGGAUAGCAAUUUGGAGUCACCCAGGAGCUUUUUCAAACAUCAGGACCCCUGGGUGCGAGAAAGAACUCUUUGUCCUUGUGUGAUGAUUUACAGUUUGUAGAAGAAUUUCACAUACAGUAUCUCACUUGCCACUUUUCCUGUUUCGCAGGUAAAAUCAGUCCAGGGAAUCGAUGGAAUUUGCCCCAAGUGUUGCACGCAGCAAGCUGGCAGUAAGGACCCGGGUACUGGCAGAUGGGGAUGGCAGUUCUCACUCUCUGUGCGUGAAGGCCAGAAGCCAGGGAGCCCGGAGUGACUGUGGAUUCUCCGGACACCUCUACAGCCCCAUCCCCUCCUGGCUGAGGCAGCGCCAGCCCCGCUUCAGGCACAAGGUCACUGCCUUCUUGGGGCCCCGGCAUCUCCUGAGUGCUGCAUGGUCCAGGGCUUCCAGCCUGGGAUGGGAGACGGAUCUAGUUGUGAGUCCAGAGACUCCUGCCUCCCAGAGCCAGGCAUCCCCUUUGUGGUCUGCAGAGCACUGGCGGGUGCCCGGCUCGGUCUCCCUGUGA